Schistocerca piceifrons (Central American locust) is the source of this 681-nucleotide messenger RNA. Its product is annotated as piggyBac transposable element-derived protein 3-like. Lineage: Eukaryota; Metazoa; Arthropoda; Insecta; Orthoptera; Acrididae. The transcript has a single exon. Bases 1 to 681 code for a protein of 226 amino acids. The record is from RefSeq and is a predicted model, not a curated record.
AUGUAUGUACUGCAGAAGUCAUUGCGAUUGCCAUUUAUUGCAGAUUGUAUGCCUAGAGACAGGUUCUUCACUCUCAGAACAACACUGCAUGUUGUGGACGCUAACAACAUUCCACGUGAAUCAAAAACUAAUAGAUUGUGGAAAGUACAACCUGCAAUUAAUGUUGUACGCAGUGCUUGUUUGAGACCUCCACGCCCCUCUGAAAAUGAUUAUUCUACUGAUGAGCAAAUGGUACCAUUUACUGGACGCUGCACAUUGUCUCAGUAUUUUCCAAACAAACCGCGCCCUUUGGGAAUUAAAAACUUUGUUUUGGCAACAACGAAAGGUUUAGUACUUGAUUUUGAAUUUUAUCAAGGUAAAUUAACACCUUUGCCAGAUGUUGGCCUCGGUCUUGGGCCAUCUGUAAUACUUCGCCUUGCUCAAACAUUACCUCAAGGUUCAAGACUAUAUUUUGACAGAUAUUUUAUAGCUUUGCCGUUAUUGCAACAGUUACUUGACCUAGGGCUGGAAGGAACAGGAAUCAUAAUGAAAAACAGAGUAAAACCAGUUCACCUGACAGAAGAAAAAAGACUGAAGAGAGGAGAUAUGGAAGAAUUCUGCAGGGACGGUGAUAAAACAGUCAUUGUCCAGUGGAAGGAUUCGAAAUCCUGUGACCCUUGCCUCUACUUGUACAGGAUGUGA